Melospiza melodia melodia is the source of this 729-nucleotide messenger RNA. RefSeq names its product olfactory receptor 14J1-like. Gene Ontology annotation, cellular component: membrane. Gene Ontology annotation, biological process: G protein-coupled receptor signaling pathway; regulation of monoatomic ion transport. The annotation marks the transcript as partial. Gene Ontology annotation, molecular function: ion channel regulator activity; odorant binding; olfactory receptor activity. Lineage: Eukaryota; Metazoa; Chordata; Aves; Passeriformes; Passerellidae. The record is from RefSeq and is a predicted model, not a curated record. The transcript is spliced from 4 exons.
AUCAUGUGCUAUGACCGCUACGUGUCCAUCUGCAAACCCCUGCACUACGGGACCCUCCUGGGCAGCAGAGCUUGUGCCCACAUGGCAGCAGCUGCCUGGGCCAGUGCCUUUCUCAAUGCUGUGCUGCACACAGCCAAUACAUUUUCCCUGCCCCUGUGCCACGGCAAUGACCUGGGCCAGUUCUUCUGUGAAAUCCCCCAGAUCCUCAAGCUCUCAUGCUCACACUCCAGCUUAAGGGAAGUUGGGCUUCUUGCGGUCACUUUCUGUUUAGGUUUUGGUUGUUUUGUGUUCAUAGUUUUCUCCUAUGUGCAGAUAUUCAGGGCUGUGCUGAGGAUCCCCUCCGAGCAGGGACGGCACAAAGCCUUUUCCACCUGCCUCCCUCACCUGGCUGUGGUCUCCCUGUUCCUCAGCACUGACACAUUUGCUCACCUGAAGCCCCCCUCCAUGUCCUCUCCAUCCCUGGAUGUGGCAGUGUCCGUUCUGUACUCGGUGGUGUCUCCAGCCCUGAACCCCCUCAUCUACAGCCUGAGGAACCAGCAGCUCAAGGAAUCUCUCAGGAAAGCUGUGACUGGAUGUGCCUCCAGUCCGUUCCAGUACAACCGGUGUCACCUGCGCGUCAGUGGCCUCGUGGUGGCCACGGUCCUGAGCGUGCUGGGGAUCACUAUCUGCGUGGCACCCCUGAAGCUGGUGGUGGCCAUGGAGCCCUCUCAGCGCAUCGCCUGGGUAUGA